This is a messenger RNA of Jaminaea rosea, 696 nucleotides long. Its product is annotated as DNA glycosylase. NCBI's taxonomy places the organism in Eukaryota, Fungi, Basidiomycota, Exobasidiomycetes, Microstromatales. The record is from RefSeq and is a predicted model, not a curated record. The annotation marks the transcript as partial. Gene Ontology annotation, biological process: base-excision repair. The transcript has 2 exons. Gene Ontology annotation, molecular function: catalytic activity.
ACCCCCUACCCUCGCUGGCCUGCCCCCUCCCCAGCCGAAUCGGAUCACGUAGCCUGGCUCCUUGGUCGUCACCAUGGCUACACCCCAGAGUCGGAGGGUGGCUCCGGUCUGCCCCAUUACACUCCACCAUCAGGAGGCGAAGGCAAGUUCGCAGGCUGCGGUGACGUGCAAGACGUUCUCGAGGCCACGAUCCGGACCAUUCUCUCCUGCAACACGUCAGGCAAGAACUCCCGCGCAGCACACCAAAGUAUGGUUGCCGCCUUUGGGUGGAACGACUGGCCACGGGUACUCGCUGCCCCAGAGGGCGAGCUGGAGGAAGCACUACGUUGCGGCGGAUUGGCCAAGACGAAGGCGAGGAACAUACAGCUACUGCUGGCGCAAACGAAGGAGCGAUUCGGCAGCCUGUCGUUGCAACAUUUGCAUGAGGCGAGCGAUGCGGAGGUGCUGGAGACCUUGUUGAGCUUCAAGGGGUGCGGUCCCAAGGUGGCGAGCUGUGUGGCGCUCUUUUGUCUCGGCAGGCCAGAGAUGGCUGUUGAUGCGCACAUCUUCAGGUUGAGUAAGGCACUCGGGUGGGUCCCGCCGAACGCUUCAAGGGAAACUACCUACUACCACCUCAACGAGCGCAUCCCGCGCCAUUUGCGCUACCCGCUGCACGUCCUCCUCAUUCAGCACGGUAAAGCCUGCCCAAAUUGCACG